AUGACGCAGGCCGCGUUCCUCAAGCAAAUCGGCGCCAACAGCAACUCGUACCAGCGCUACAUGAAGCUCAAGGGCCCUUACGGCGGGUGCGACAACUCGACGUACUCUGGCUCGCUGCACUUCUUUUACCAACGCGAGAAGAAGGAGAAGAAGGCCAAAGAAGCUGAGAAGGCGGCCAAGAAGGCCGCACCCAAGCGCAAGAAGGCGACGGGCGACGACAGUGAAGACGAGGCACCGCUGGUCGCUUCGAAAAAGGCCAAAACGACCAAGCUCACGGGCGCGGACCGUCUUGCCCAGAUCGAAGCUGUCGAGCUGCCGGAGAACCUUGGCGUCUACGACGACUGCGAUGUGGUGCGCGACUACUUGCAGCAGUUUAUCAUCGCCAAGGAGUGCACGCAAGUGGCACUCGCAGCGCAUUUGAACUUCUCGGUCGCCUCGUUGCGCAAGUACUUGGCGAUGCGCGGAAAGCGCGAAGGCAGCGGCAGCAUCGUGUACAAGGCCGCGUAUUUCUUCUUUGAGAAGCUGCGCCUCCUCGAGAACAAGCCCAAGUCGAACAAGCGACUGAAGAUUGAGAAGACGAUGCCCCAAGGAUAUUCGCUCGAGCGCGAUAGCAAGUACGGCUGGGUCUAUUGUCCGUAA
Saprolegnia diclina VS20 is the source of this 639-nucleotide messenger RNA. RefSeq lists its product as hypothetical. Bases 1 to 639 code for a protein of 212 amino acids. NCBI's taxonomy places the organism in Eukaryota, Oomycota, Saprolegniomycetes, Saprolegniales, Saprolegniaceae. The transcript has a single exon. The record is from RefSeq and is a predicted model, not a curated record.